This is a messenger RNA of Lachancea lanzarotensis, 690 nucleotides long. RefSeq names its product LALA0S05e07316g1_1 (gene MRPS17). Gene Ontology annotation, molecular function: structural constituent of ribosome. Gene Ontology annotation, cellular component: ribosome; mitochondrion. The coding region runs from base 1 to 690 and encodes 229 amino acids. Lineage: Eukaryota; Fungi; Ascomycota; Saccharomycetes; Saccharomycetales; Saccharomycetaceae. The transcript has a single exon. The record is from RefSeq and is a predicted model, not a curated record. Gene Ontology annotation, biological process: translation.
AUGGCCCGUCAAAAUUUUGUAGGACUGGUAGUCUCGCAAGGCAAGAUGCUCAAGACGGUAAAGGUACGUGUGGAGACCAAAGUGUUCAAUAAACGCAUCAACAAGGAGCUUUUCAGCAGGAAAGACUACCUGGUGCAUGACGAAGAAGGAAUCUCGCGUGAGGGCGAUCUGGUGCGUAUAGAGGCUACUAGACCAUUGUCGAAACGCAAGUUUUUCAGUAUCGCCGAAAUCCUCAAGAAUAAAGGUCAACAGUUUGCCCUGUACGAAUCCGAAGCGAAAAUCCAGGUGUCACAACAGGAAGCCGAGAAAACUCGCGAAUUUUUGAGCAGACGUAAGGCCCAGGAGUCAGACGACAGUGUUCUGCUUAAAGACAUUCAUACGAUACAAAAUGCGUUGUCUCAGGGCAAAGAUGCAGAGGAGCUCGUUGAAAUCAAGGCUCGGUAUGGAAUUGAGCAUUUCACGCCCGAAUCGUUGCGUCAACUCCUACAAUUGGAUAUUUUGGCACUCGAAAGCCAGGUUGAUGCCCAGAGAACUAAAAUCGAAACCGCCCAGCAGCGUGUUCGUGAACUGCUGGAUAACAGCCAGGAAUGUGAGUCGUGGCUGGCACAGCGCGGUGUUGAGAACCCAGCAAGUUUGAAGCCCAAUAUUAAGCGGAAUUUGCUGCGCAAGCAUGUCCUGCAAGAACUUUGA